Rhagoletis zephyria (snowberry fruit fly) is the source of this 5225-nucleotide messenger RNA. Its product is annotated as pleckstrin homology domain-containing family G member 5. Gene Ontology annotation, molecular function: guanyl-nucleotide exchange factor activity. NCBI's taxonomy places the organism in Eukaryota, Metazoa, Arthropoda, Insecta, Diptera, Tephritidae. Gene Ontology annotation, biological process: endothelial cell migration; Rho protein signal transduction. The record is from RefSeq and is a predicted model, not a curated record. Gene Ontology annotation, cellular component: axon; endocytic vesicle; plasma membrane.
GUACAGAACCUUCCACCGAAACGCCAACCGCUGCACAAGCUGCCAUUGAUGCCGCUCAGCGCCUGAAAGACGGCAGCACAGACGUAAUGGGCGGCGGUUUUGCGAUUCCGCCACCAACCGCAAGCUCAGCAAUAGCAACCAUACAGCAGUUACAGAAGCAACACGGCAAUUUAGAAGCAGCAAUAGUUGUCGUCGCAGCGACAGCAACAACAAACACAAAAAUAACGAACGCCAAAACAGUUUCAGCAGUAAAUAAAGCGACACCAACGCCAUCGCAAAUGCAGGAAAAAUUGCUAGACCACAUCCAAACGGAAAACGACGACGAUCAAAAGCGUGAUAAAAACUCCAAAGUAAAGGCAACGAAGAAGCAGGACGAAGUCUCUACAGCAGUAACCAGCAAAACUUCGAGCGGACGACCCGCCUCUGCGGCGGGUAAGAGUAAAAUUUCCAAAGAGUCACGUGGCAAAUUCGCCGAUAAGUUACGACGAUCAUUUCGACGCGGCGAACACAAGUCGCUUGAAAUCAAGCGCCCCGAAUACAGCUUGGAGGGUCUCACUGGUGGCAGCAUCAGCGCGAAUCACGUGGCACAUCGAUAUUCGCCGCAAGAAACUAACAGCAGUUGCAACAGCCUCGUUGACGGUAGUGGCGGCAGUCACUUUAAUUUUGGAUACUUCGGCUUGCGAACAUUGCCGCCACUCCAGCGCAGCUCGCAGUCGAUCUUCUCUCUAACUCAUUUGCCUGGACUGAGUGGUAGUAGAGCUGGGAGUGGUAGCAUUGCGGUAGGCAGUGGCAGCAUAAGUAGUGUGUACAGUUCUACCAGCGGAGGACACAUCAAUCCAGCACUACUCUUGGAUAGCCCUGAUGCCGAUACACCACCCGAGUACGCUUACCAUCACUUAAGCAGUGUUGCCACAACGAACUCGAGUACUUCUUUGGAGAGCAAUUUUGGAGAGCAAUUUUCCGAACGCACGCCCUCUCAGUCGAGCAUUAGCUAUUGGGCGUGGCAGCAAUCCAAUUCAUCAAUGGGCGGCGAAGUGAGCACGAGUAGCAGAGGCGGCAUCGCAGCGGCGAGCGGUUCAAGUGGCAUAAUUGGAUCUGGUAGUGGGGGCGUUUGUGGAGAUGGCGGCAGUGCCGAUGCCAAAAACGUCAGCGAUUGGAAGGGGAAGGAACAACAUGAAAAGCAAAAAUUGCAAUCUCAAAGUAGCAGUAAAAGUGAUGCGCAACCACAACAAGUAAGCCGAAGUUGUAGCAUCACCAGCGAUAGCAGCUCCACGAAGCUCACGCGUCUACAAAACUUUCUUUUUAAGUCAAGCAACGAAAGCACCAGAAGCUUCCAUGCACAUUCGAAAGAAGCAUUCACAGCCUCGUCGCAUAACUCCUCAUCGGGAGAGUGGGAGAAUUUGGGCUUCACAACGACCAGUGGUAGUGGUAGUCAUGUGGCCGCAGACUUUUAUGUCGGUAGCUUUCCAGAGGAGUCCGACGACGAAAAUGGUGUUUGCACAGCGCCACCACCAACUAAUAACAAUAUGUCUGCCAGCGGGAGACCAAAGUUGAAGCGCGCCGAUUCGGGUGAGGCGGCUGGAUCAUAUUACCAGUACACACUAACCUCACCGAAUAAUCCAUUUUUGCCCGAAAUCAUCGCGCGCACCUAUCACAGUGCCUACGACAAGGAAGACGAGCCGCUCGAUGACAAUGUGACGGCCGUCAAGUACGGUAAAAGUGCGGAUGCCAUUACUACAGUGGCGAGUGCUGGCACACAUUCCGCGCAACUGCCAACACCAGCUUACAGCCGAGCGGGCUCACAAGAGUCUACACAUAGUGAUAGUGCUAUCCCAGCAGCAGCCUCGGCAAGCAGCUGUUCGCCCGCACUGCACACUUCCAGCGCGGCCUCCAGUUCAUCGUCAACACCAGGACGACAACGACGAAAGCUGUUCAUUUUGAACUCACCAACGCGACAUUUACUGCACCAACAGCCGUCACAUAAGCAGCAGCAGCAGCAACAGCAGCAGUCACAUGCAGCUACAGACGCCGCAGCUGUUUGCAAGCCCACACCAAGUACUUUCGCUUCCAGUGGCAGUAGCUUCAUAAAGAGUCUCAACCCCUUCCUCCCCGCCGCCAGCGGAAGUGCUUCAAACAAUAGCGAUGGCAUAGGCACAACAAGCGCAGCCACAACGACGGCCACAACAUCGCCUGCAGCCGUAAUGGGCGCCGCAACGAAGCGGGUACCGUUAAAGCAAUCGGCCGUGACAUCUCCAAUCGCGGUGCCGCAGGAUUUGAAUGCGAAACGCGAGGAAUUCUUGCGUGCCACAAUGAAGAUUUGCUUGGUCGUCUCGCCGCCAACCAGUAAAUUGCAGUUAAAAUCGAAAAGUCUAACACAUUUAGAUGGCCUGGAUUCGAUGGUUGCAAGUCCGCAUAGUAUUCCCGCUGGCAAAGCGACGAAUGUAGUCACAAGUUCUGAAUAUUUCUCUGUGAGUUUUUGUACUGAUCAAGGCGUCCAAGAAGAGGAAUUCAUUCCCGCAACCAAGGGUGUAACGCUUUACGGCGCUCUGAGUCAAGCUCUGAAGCGGAGAAAUCUGAGCUUCUCACAAAUCACCAUCACCGACAAUAAUCCACCAAACAGUUUUUUGGAAACUGGCUACUCUCCGCUGGCAAGUUCGCUGGAUGAAAAUACCGACGUGGAAAACUUGGCAGGGCACUAUUUGAUCAUUACUGAACGAGAUGGCAGUCGGAAGACACUGCAAAAAGCUGCUUCCUUUGGAUCCCGUACUCGUCCGCCCCGUUUACUCUCAUCCGCAUCGACGGAAGAAACCAGCGAGGCCGCUGUGCCAGGGAAGCAGCUAAAACAACGCUGGUCCGGUCUGUUCGGCAUCAAAAACCCGCAACAGAGUCAACUAUGCGAGCUACUCAAUAAUUACGCGAAGAAUGGUGUACCACAAAAGACAGCUUCGCUGAAUUUCGAUCAUCCGGAUUUCGAUGCGGCCUUGGAAUAUUUAGACAACAUGCACAAAUCGUGGAAGGAUAUUGUCGACAGCGCCGACAUGAAUGACAACGAAACGAGAAUACAGACUGCCAUUUGGGAGUUGGUCACCACUGAAGUGUACUACAUACACGCCCUGCAAACGGUGACUGAUCUCUUUCUUGCGUGCUUGGAGGCGGUGCAAGAGGAACGCCUUCUUACCGAUGUCGAUCAGCAUCGGCUCUUUUCGAAUGUGCGCGACAUAUGCGAAGCAAACCUCAAGUUUUGGAUAAUUUACCUCUACCCAAUGGUGGCGCAUAGUAUUGCCACGCGCGAACCACUACGCAUCUCAUUUUUCCAUCAGGGUUUCGUUGCUUUUGCCUCCAUCUUCGCACCAUACAAAAAGUACUGUGCCGAGCAGAGUACCUGUCAGUUCUACUGUAAGGAACUAAAUCGGAAUAAUGCGCUCUUCACUUCUUACUUGGCCUGGUGCGAAUCACAAAAAAUGUGUAAUCGGCUACGAUUGGCUGACAUUAUAGUGCGGCCGAUGCAACGAUUGACGAAGUACAGUCUUCUUUUGGCAGCGAUAAAAAAACACAUGUCGGAUGUAGAACUGGUAGAAGCGGUCGAUACAAUGAUUCAUUCCGUGGAGAAUUUUGUUUUUAGUGUAAAUAAUCACUUGACAACCCGCCAAGAGAAUGAACGUUUGAAGGGUGUUAUGGCGCGCAUUGAGUCUUAUGAUGUAGUGGAUACCAAUAAUGAACACCUGGACAAAAUGGUAAAGCAAUAUAGUCAAAUGUUCGAUUUGUGUGCCCCCAUGAAGGGUUGUCCCGCCCAUCAGGUGCGUCAUCUCUUCAUGGAGGGUGACCACAAAUUCAAAGACAAUCUCGGCAAAGCCGACGUGCACUGUUUCCUGCUUACCGACAUGCUGCUCGUCUGCAAGGCAAUUGCAAAGCGUGGUCUCGGCUCGCUCAAGGUGAUUCGGCAACCAUACUUAACAGAUCGGCUCAUCGUGCAACAAAACAAUAACGUUUUAAAUUGUGUCUACCUCAAUGAGUUUCAAGUAGCCAUAACUGCAUUCACUCUACAAUGUUCCGAGGCCAAGAAUUGGUAUGAGUCAUUGAAACGUGCUAAAAUGAUCUACACGAGACUGAAGCAGGGUACCGGCAAUUGGGAUAGUUUGCGUUUCGGUGGAAGUGGGCCAAGUGUUGGCACAGUCGACUCCCUUGGUGUGAAAAAGUCGCCAAUGAAUUCAUCAAUAUGCAGUCGUGUAUCUAGCGCUAACAAUAGUCACAGCGGUUCGGUGGAGUGGAAUGAUUCGCGCAACAUAUCUGUGGACUUUGAAAAGACUAACUCUUUAUCCAGUGAAGAUGGUUCGAUGGGCAAAAAUCUUACAUCCGUUCCUCUUAAGCUAAAAGUGAAUACCGCUUCGGCGAAUACACUUUCUGUACAACCACUUAAUCACCUGGGUCAGAGUCUGCCGAAUCUAAAUCUCAACCAUAGCCAUACUAAUCUAUAUUAUACUUAUAGUAAUAACACUUUACUGGUGCCCGGCACUACAACUAGUCAUUCGGGUAAUUUAUUACUAUCGCCUAGUCAUAGAGGCAUCUCGUAUCCACCGCCUAGUCCAACGAGGGUCCCACUUCGGCGUGGUAUGGCCUUUUCUACCUCCACCAAGAACCCGCCGCUAGUCAAAACUCGCAAUAUUACAUCACAGAAUAGCUUUAACUGGCCUCAAAUACAGGCCACGUCUACGUCAGUCAACCCACAUCAGCUACACAAUGCGCCAGGAAAUACUGCGAUCGCAAGAUAUACGCCGAAUACAGCACUUUCGACUCAACUUAACCAAUCAAAAUGUCAUAGCACUAACGAAUAUACAAGUACAACGAGCGCCGGCACAUCAGCGUUGACGGCAGUACAACUGUCCUGUGAAAAUUUGACAGAUGCAACUUGUCAGCAGCAGCAGCAGCACCAGCAGCAUUACGCUUCCAACGAAACCGAUGUCUGAUUUGUUGGCAAUGAGGUACCAACAAAAGCGACCGUGAUUAUAUAUAUUGAAUAGUAUUAAAUAAAAUGCGGUAACCAAUACCAAAAGGAUGUCUGCUCGUCAAUCGGCCGAAUGGCAAAGCUCCGAAGAGGGUCGCAGAUGGUAAUUCUGAAAAUGGUACUCAAACCGCCAGCCAGUGUCGAUGGUCCAACAUACAAAUGUACAUAUGUUUAUAUACAUACAUACAUUAUACUGUGGGUAGUAUUAGUAAUAUUUGUGUAG